UUUCUAUUCGAACGGAAACAAUACGUGGGGGAUGUGAGUUGUAGCGUGCCGUGGUAACCCAUGGUAACCAUUCAUAAACAUUAUAACCUUCCGGUAUAAACGAUACCCGGCCUUGUAGAGCACCGUGCACUUGACAAGUGACAAGUGAACUACCUGACAGCGAAACAGCUGUGCCGAUUACAUUACGUUACGAAAACAGAACUGAAAAGGAAACCGUGACGCUUGUACUGGUCAGCCUAUCAAUCGUGGGAUCAUCACCAUUAUCAUUUACUAAACUCAAGUGUUAAUUACUAAACACUAAACUUAUCGGGAAGUUUGUCAAAAUUGUGUAAGACAUUUAAGUGAUAUCUGUGUGUGUGUGUUAAAAGACAACAAGGAACCGCUAUGAAUCAAUGGAUCAAAGAAGAAUUGUCUAAAUGUUUACAUUUUACCAUCCCAAAAGAAUUGAUCGCCUAUAUCUACACCAUCCAAAGUGCGGAAGAAAUUGAUGGAUAUUUCCGGACGUUGCUCGAUUACACCAAUCCGCAACAUACGGCAUUUAUGCGUGAGCUGAAAAUUAAACUUGGUCAUGCCACGCUUGACACCGGAAAUUCGGAGCAAACCGGCAAAAGCAAACAACCAACCAGCAAGCAAACGAAAUCGUCAAAACCCGCUAUUUCCUCUGCAUCGUCGACAGCGAAAUCAUCCACACAAGAAUCUAGCACUAAAAAGAAAACCAAGUACGUAAAUUUGUACGGCCAGGAUGGCGAGCUGGCGGAUGUGAUAUUGCUGAAGGGACGCCAUCACUGCGACUGUCAGGCCUCAAAGCAUCGGUUAGUCAAUAACUGUCUACACUGUGGCCGGAUCGUGUGCGAACAGGAGGGAAGCGGUCCGUGUCUGUUCUGCGGCAGUCUCGUCUGCACCGAAAAUGAGCAGCGAAUGAUCGAGAGUUCGUCGCGGAAGGGUGACAACCUGCGGCGCAGCCUGAUGGAACAGAACCGCCCGGCUGGAUGGGAGGAAGCACUCGCGAUGCGGAAUCGUUUGCUGGAGUACGACCGGAACAGUGAAAAGCGCACAACGGUAAUCGAUGACGAGGCGGAUUACUUUAAGACACAUUCGAUAUGGCUGUCCGAUGCCGAGCGCAAGAAGCUGGAACAGCUGGAAGAGGAAAUGCGCGAGAAACGGCACGCUAGUCGGUUGGCCCGUAAGGUGACGCUAGAUUUCGCUGGUCGCCAGGUGCUGGACGAGGCACUACUGUCCACGGAAGAUAUGGAGGAAAUUUUUCGCCAAGCGUCUUUGGUGGAUGCACCCGAAAAUAGGUCCCUGGGGAGUAAGGAGAAUAAUGAUCCCGGUCGGACGAUGCACGACAACGACGACGUACAUCCGACACUUUGUGGACCAGCACCGACGUUCAUCGACAGCAGUGCUGGGGGUCCCGCCGUAGGUGCAGGACUGCGCCCUUCCGGCUAUGAUGGCGUUUACAGUCGGGUGCAGGACAAAGAGUUUCUCGAGAUGUCCGAUAUGCGACAUUGUCUGUCGAUGCAUCAACCGUGGGCAUCGCUGUUGGUGGCCGGUAUCAAGCGUCACGAAGGUCGUACCUGGUACUCGUCGCAUCGUGGACGGUUGUGGAUAGCGGCCACAGCAAAACCAACCAAUCUGGACACGAUCCGUGAGCUGGAAAAUUUCUAUCGUAAGUUGUACGAUGACGAUUCGAUCCAGUUUCCCUCUCAGUACCCGACUGGGUGUUUGCUCGGUUGCGUUUCGGUGUUGGAUUGUUUGCCACAGGAAGAGUACCGAAAGCAGCACCCAAACGGUGAAUCGGACAGCCCGUUCGUGUUUGUUUGUGAGGAACCGCAAGAACUGCCAAUUCGCUUUCCGAUGAAGGGUGAUCACAAAAUCUAUUUGCUGGAUUCUGCAAUUCAUCAGGCGUCGGUUAAAGCGCUGCAGCGACUAGCGAAACAAAACAAACAGUUGGAAGAUUAAGUGCAGUGCCGGGCAGGGAUUCCGUUUCGGUUCCUUCGGUAUAUUAGAAUUUGAAUCAAUAUUUUUGAACAGAUUGAGACUGACCUGCUGUAAAUCCAUCAGUCCGGAAGCAUUCUAUCACAUACGUUGUGAAUCUGCCUCAUUCAAUGUAAAAUUUUCAAAUCAUAUUCUAGCAUCUAAUCGAGUUCUAAUUGUAUUAUUCCAUAUAGGGCCCGAAAUAAAAUAAAGCACCUAAUGCUAGAAGUAUA
Messenger RNA from Anopheles moucheti, 2210 nucleotides. Its product is annotated as activating signal cointegrator 1. Gene Ontology annotation, molecular function: zinc ion binding; transcription coactivator activity. Gene Ontology annotation, cellular component: nucleus. The record is from RefSeq and is a predicted model, not a curated record. Gene Ontology annotation, biological process: positive regulation of DNA-templated transcription. The transcript is spliced from 4 exons. The coding region runs from base 385 to 1962 and encodes 525 amino acids. Lineage: Eukaryota; Metazoa; Arthropoda; Insecta; Diptera; Culicidae.